Molecule: messenger RNA, 777 nt
Organism: Quercus robur (English oak)
Lineage: Eukaryota; Viridiplantae; Streptophyta; Magnoliopsida; Fagales; Fagaceae
Exons: 3
Coding region: 151-663 (170 amino acids)
Source: RefSeq, a predicted model, not a curated record
CGGUGAUAAUUUCUGACCAGUCCGCGCAGAAAAUACAACGACACGACCUCUCUCUCUCUCUCUCUCUAGAAAUUUUCCUUCCCUCUUAAGCAAAAAAAAAAAGAGGAGAGAGAGAGAGAUCAGAAAAAUCGAGCAGCUCAAAUCAACGCCAUGGAUCAGAUAUUGAACAAGGUCGGCUCGUACUGGUUCAGCCAGAGAGCUAACAAGGAGAUCAACUCCGUCGGUGAUGAUAUCAACUCUCUGUCGACCAGUAUUGAAGGAGGUACAAAAUGGUUGGUUAAUAAACUCAAAGGAAAAAUGCAAAAGCCAUUGCCAGAACUGUUAAAGGAGUAUGACAUGGCUGUAGGGAUCUUCCCUCGUGAUGCUACAAACUAUGAGUUCACUGAAGCAACAGGGAAGCUUAUAGUCUACAUACCUGCGGUCUGUGAAGUGGGCUACAAAGACUCAUCUGUGUUACGUUUUUCCACCAUCGUUUCCGGGUAUCUGGAAAAAGGAAAGCUAACAGACAUAGAUGGGAUUAAGACAAAGGUGAUGAUAUGGGUAAAAGUGACCGCUAUUUCAUCUGAUGGAUCAAAGCUACAUUUCACAGCCGGUAUGAAGAAAAGCAGGAGUAGAGAGGCUUAUGAGGUUCUUAGAGAUGGUGUAACUAUAGAUAAGUUCUAAAGCAGAACAUGCUUGUGUGUAAUAUGUUCAUAUGCUGUGGCUGUAUUUCAUGCCUCUCUCAUUGUAAGGACGAAGACCUGUUGAAUCAAACCAUAAAUGUUUCCUCCUGUGGUA